GUAAAGAAAGCAAAAGAGAAGAGUGUAGAAACGAAGGUUGGGGCCGACCAUGUGAGGAAAGAAAAAGGAAGAGAGAAAAUUUUGGAGGUUAGUGAAGAAGAAAAAUAAAGGAAGAAAGAAAUGAAGAGAAAAAGGGAGAGAAAGAACCGUGAGAGAAGAAGAGCAAAGAGAAUGGUUUUGCUACACUUUGAGGAAGGAAAAAGAGAGUUUUUGCUGCAAUUUUGGAGGAAGAAGAAAGCUAAAAAUUUUGAGAAAAUUGGAGCUAUUUGCUGCAGAAAAAUUAGAGCUGUUUGUUGCCAAUUUGUGCAGAAAAAUUGUGCAAAAAAAUUGGAGCUGUUUGCUACCAAUUUGUGCAGAAAAUUGGACAGCUUUGUGCUACCAAUAUUGAGGAGUUUUGUUACUGAAAAUUUACCGAUUUUAGAGCAGAAAAUGAGGUUUUUGGUAACUGAUUUUGAGAGGAAAGGAAGAGAGAAAGCCAUAAUGAUGAAGAGAGGAAGCCAUGGUGGUGAAAAGAGGAAGCCAUGGUGGUGAAGGGAAGCCACGGGCUGGAAAGAAAAAAAAAUAAGAAACAUGGAAGAGAGAAAAAGAAAGAAAAAGAAAAAAGAAAAGAAAAGAAAUAGAAAAUAAAUGGGCAUGACCCAAUGGAAAAUAAGUGGGCAUGACCCAAUAGAAAAUAA
Molecule: messenger RNA, 677 nt
Organism: Theobroma cacao (cacao)
Lineage: Eukaryota; Viridiplantae; Streptophyta; Magnoliopsida; Malvales; Malvaceae
Source: RefSeq, a predicted model, not a curated record